Messenger RNA from Osmerus eperlanus (European smelt), 828 nucleotides. It is a transcript of the gene lin52, whose product is annotated as lin-52 DREAM MuvB core complex component. Lineage: Eukaryota; Metazoa; Chordata; Actinopteri; Osmeriformes; Osmeridae. The coding region runs from base 82 to 420 and encodes 112 amino acids. The record is from RefSeq and is a predicted model, not a curated record. Gene Ontology annotation, biological process: regulation of DNA-templated transcription. Gene Ontology annotation, cellular component: DRM complex. The transcript is spliced from 6 exons.
UAGUGCAGACCUUGAUGUACACGUCAGUCUGGACUGGUGUCAAACCAUUGGUUGUCUUGUGUCACGUGUGCGAGUCUGAAGAUGGCGUCCCCAAAUGGAGGUGAUGAUUUUGAGUCUUCUCUGCUGAGCUUCGAGAAGCUGGAUCGAGCCUCGCCAGACCUGUGGCCAGAGCAGUUACCAGGAGUUGCAGAAUUUGCUGCCUCCUGUAAAAAUCCGAUCAACAGUUCACCCCCUAAGUGGAUGGCCGAACUGGAAUGUGAAGACAUUGAGAUGUUAAAAGAGCUGGGGAGUUUGACUACAGCCAACUUGAUGGAGAAGAUCAAAGGGCUUCAGAAUCUAGCCUAUCAGCUGGGCCUGGAGGAGUCCAGGGAAAUGACCAGAGGAAAGUUCCUGAACAUCUUGGAGAGACCUAAGAAGUGAACUGUUCAGGAUGGCGGCUAGCCAGGGGCUGAAGAACAGGCUGGGUCUGACCCAGGUCUGACCUCUGACCCAGGUCUGACCUCUGACCCAGGUCUGACCUCUGACCCAGGUCUGACCUCUGACCCAGGUCUGACCUCUGACCCAGGUCUGACCUCACCACCACCACCACCUCCCCACCUUGAUGUCAGAGACUUAUUGGGACCCAGUUUGACCCCUCACCCACUGAGGACUGAGUUGUUUGAAGACACUAAAGGGCUGCGAUCUGUUUUCACCCUGACGUCCACUUCUGUUGUUUUCAAAACCACUUCUGUCUUUAGUUUCACCUGUUGACUAUUUAUUAUUUUAUUUCAUCCAUUUUUUACAUUAUUUGCAUUUCGCCAAAUUGUGUAAUAAAGUCGUUAAAUGAAA